CGAGAGCCCUAGCCUUCCACCCCUCCUCUCUCUUUCCCCUCUCCAACCCGCCUCCCUCUCCGCGCCGCGCGCCUCCUCUCUCUCUCUCGCUUCCUCGCCUCCGCGCCGCGCCGCGCCGCGACACCGCCUCUGCCUCCGCGGGGGGAUGGAGCCGAGCCCGUACGGAGGCGUCGGGGGGAAGAUCCGGCGCCGCCCGGCGUCCCGCGCCGCCGCGACCCCCUACGAACGCCCACCGGCCGCGGCCGCCGCGCGCCGCCUCGCCGCCGCGGCGGCCGCGGCGGCGGCGGAGGCGGAGGACGCGUACCCGCCGCAGGGUGGUGGUGGUGGUGGUGGGUGGGUGUCGAGGCUGGUGGACCCGGCGUCCCGCCUCAUCGCCGGUGGCGCGGCGCGGCUGUUCUCGACGGUGUUCCGCAAGCGCCUCGACCCUGCGCCGGCUCCGGCCCCGCCGAAGUCCACGCCUCCCGGAAGCAAUAAUGAGCCAAACCAAGGCUUACCUGAGUCAACACAAACUGGUUCAAAACCAAUCCUCGAGAAAGGGAAGAACCCCACUGGUGCAUCGGACAAUAAGGCAUUGUCUGAAGUAGAGCACUUGUUAAUGAGGAAAACAUUCACAAGGGUUGAGUUUGACCGCCUUACAGACUUACUGCGUGCAAGAACUGUGGAGUCUGAUUUGUCUGCACCGGCAGAUAACCUUGAUAAUAAGAAUGAAGCAAGGAAUACAAUGGAUGGUAUAGGAGGCUCCACAUCACAUGGGAUGGCUGCAGAUCAUUCUAUUGCUGCUGAUGAUCCGGUUUGUGGUGCUAGUUCACCCGCAGAGCUCGCAAAGCAAUAUAUGAAUUCCCGUUAUUCGAAAGAAAACCGACCAAACAGUUUGCGGAGCCAAGUACUCCUGAAGAACAAGGCAGAAGCAAGCAACAUUGCCUAUGAUAGAAGGAGACCUGGAGGACCAUUUGUGCAAGAACUGAGUCAAUUUAGCAAUGAAAACUCUGAGCUUCCUGUGAAUGGCUAUGUAACUCCAGGAUUACAUGGGCGGUCAGCAAUAUAUAGAAUGUCCUGUUCCCCAUUCUUUAAGGGACCAAGCUCUUCCAAUGAUAUAAAUAUGUCACCAUUUUCAUCAUCUCAGACACGGGCUAAUAGUUUGGUUUCUGGCUGCAGGCAGGUCUUGAAACGAAGAGGUGCCGAAUUGGAGAAUGAGCUUGGAUCUAUUGGUCCCAUACGCAGGAUUCGCCAAAAGUCAAAUAUGAUGUCUACUUUUAGAGAUGCUCGCUCGAGCCCGCGAGGAAACUUUCUUCCCAGCCGUACAAUUGGUUCAGAUUUGACCGAUGGCGGUUCACCCAUUCGGGAUUCACCUAGUUCGAAAAGACUAUUGCUGGGGACGGGUCAAUCUGUGGAACCUGCAGAAGCACGUAGGAAUGAUGAAGAUGGUAAAAUUUCAAGUGAUAAUGUUCUUGCUGCGUCACCUCAAUCAAACAAGAUGGCUGAAAAGAUAUUUGAGCAGCUUAAUAUAAUAGUCCCAUCACCAAAAGAGAAGCUGUCUCUUCCACAAUUUGCUGCUGGGAAUGCAAGUUGCUCCAUGUCAAAACAACCUGUUAGGCAAGGCAAUGAGCCAAACGGGACGAGUGACCCUAGUAGUUCCCAGAAAUUUCAACCUAUGGAUAGUGUUAAGCAUUCCCUUGAUCCAGAACUGAAUGGUUCACCAUCGAGUAAAGACAAGCUGAGAAAAGAUGGAUCAUCAAAACUUCUGUCACAUUCAUUUAAGGAUUUAGGCAACAAAGACAUUAGGUCUGAUAAUGUUGCUCUAUCUUCAGUUGCCGCUACUACAUCAAGCAAACCGGGCUUUAAAAUGGCUGUUUUUGAGGAUCUACCAGAGUUUGAUGAUGACCAGGAGGCUCCUAUCCCAUCGAAAAAUUCAAUGGGCAAGACUGAGGUGAAGACAACUGAUAAAAAAAUUGAUCUGAAGAAGGAGCAGAAAGUUGAACCAAUUUUAUUCAAACAAAAAGUUGAGUCAAAUUCAGUGCAGAAGGCUGUCAGUUCUCCAGUUAGUGAAAAGCCUAUAGCAUCCGCAUUGAAAGAUGCCCGUCCAUUAGGCUUAUUUUCACCUAAUGACCCUGAAAACAGGGCUACUCAUGAUGUUCCUUCAGACAACAACAAUGGUUUCAAAUUUCCACAUGUACCUUCUGGCACCCUUCUGGAGAGUUCUGUGUCACAAUUGCCACUUGCUUCAAAUAAAGACGAUAAGCUGAUCAGUGCAUCAUCUUCUAUAUUUGGUCUCAAGCAGUCCAGUACACCAGAUUCAGAACAAACAAACACUGCUGAUGUAAAAACAGAAGCAAGACUUGGGGAGAGUGUCACCAAGCCCACAACAUUGGACAUCACUAAUUUGGAGGGAGGUAAUGAAAGAGAAAGAACAGAAGAUGUCCAUAAAUCAUCAGAUAAGGUAUUACCCUCGGCUGCUCCUUUCCACUUUGCAUCUGCUGCAUCAACUACAGCAAGCCUGAGCAAUGGUUUCUCACUGCCAUCAUCAUCAAAGUUAUCAAAUGUAACACCAAUUGAUAAGCCUGAAGUUAGCUUGGCUCCAUCCACUGUAUCGACCACAUUUGCUCCAUCCAGUACCAGCCCACCUGUUUCAUCUCCAAUCCCUGCAAUUCCGACAUUCAAUUUUGGUUCAAGCACUUCAAUGGUGGCAGCAACUAAAUCAGAUAGUACAAAUACAGUGGCAAAGCCAGCUAGCAGUUUAUUGUUCGGUACUGGGGAUGCUAUAGCUGAAGCCAAAUCUACUGCCCAGGAUACAGCCAACAAGGCAUCAUCAAAUCUAAGUACCACUCCUAUUUCUUCAAAUAUUUCAAGUUCUCCAGUCACAUCCUCUUCUGCUUUCUCAAGCAUAGCAACAUUUUCAUCUUCUAUGGUUGCAGCUUCAAAUGAUGGAAUUGCCUCAACUACUUCUGCCUCAACAGCACCUUUUACAUUUUCGAGCUCAGGAAACAACACUUUUGGGUUCAAUUCCCCAGCUCAACCUGCUGGUUUCAGUACAUCUGUUGAUGGCAGUACCACCCAACCAUCUGCCACCAGCACGAUCUUUGGUAGCAAACUGCCACAGUCAGAGGGCACAAUGUCGCAGCCAUCGAAGAGUUCACCUGUUCAGUUUAGUUCACCGUUUCAAACUGUGACCACUACCACAGGAGCUUCCUCGUCUGGGUCUGGAUCUGUAGCUUUCGGAGUAGGAACAGCCUCAACUGGUUCUGGGAUCACAUCUUUUGGAACCGGAGCAUCCUCAUCUUGGCCUAGCACAGUGUCUUUCGGAUUAGGAGCUUCCUCAUCUGGAACUGGUGCUCUGUUAUUUGGAGCGGGGGCUUCCUCAUCUGGAACUGGGGCUCUGCCUUUCGGAGCGGGAGCUUCCUCAUCUGGAACUGGGGCUUUAUCUUUUGGAGCAGGAGCAGGAACCUCCUCAUCUGGGCCUGGAACUGUGUCUUUUGGAGCUGGAACCUCGUCUGGGCCUGGAACUGUGUCUUUUGGAGUGACAACUUCCUCAUCCGGGUCUUUGUUUGGUAAUUCACCAUUUGGAUCAGGAACUACUUUCUCUGGCCCUGGAAGUGGAUUCGCAUUUUCAUCUCCUAGCUCUUCUGCUGGGUCAUCUUUAACUAUGGCCAGCACAAGUAUGUUCAGCACCAGUUCUACGGCUUCAUCAUCCCCUGCUUUCAGUAACCCAUUCGGUUCAAGUUCAUCACCUCCCAGCAUGUUUACAUUUGGCCAAUCGGCUUCUUCAGGAGGAGGUUUUUCAUUUGGAGCACAGUCAUCUCCAGCUUUCUCCUCACAAGCUCCAGUUUUUUCAUUUACCUCAGCAAGCAUGAAUUCAUCUACUCCGCAGCCUGCUUUUGGGAUGACAAAUGCCAACACAUCCUUCGGCAUGGGAUCUCCUGGAAAUGAUCAGAUGAAUGUCGAAGACAGCAUGGCAGAUGACACUAACCAAGCAGCACCAGCACCAGCACCGAUAUUUGGUUCCUCACCAUUUGGGCAGCCUGCUAGUUCACCCGCUGCUCCAGUAUUUGGUGCUCCAGCAGUCCCGUCCGCCGGAGUUUUCCAGUUCGGGGGCCAACAAGGUUCCAUGCAGCAGAAUGCGGCAUUCCCGCCUGCCGGUGGUAGCCUAGAGUUUCAGGGUGGGAACUUCUCUUUGGGAAGUGGUGGCGGAGGCGGCGACAAAUCUAGCAGAAGGGUGAUCAAGGUCAAAAGGAACCCAAAGAAAAGAUAAGACGCUCUGUUCAAAUGUGCAUUUCAUGGUGCCAUUUUGGAUCUGCCUGGCAACAUGUCCAUCACCCGGCUGGCUUGUAAACCCCAAGGUCAGGUGCCGCCGGUGAAGCGCGUCUCCAGCGCCGGGCUGCUCGUCGGCUCGGUGCUGAAGCGCAAGACGGAGAGUCUCAAGGACAAGUACAGCCUGGGGCGGAAGCUCGGGCAGGGGCAGUUCGGGACGACGUACCUGUGCGUGGAGCGCGCCACCGGCAAGGAGUUCGCCUGCAAGUCCAUCCUGAAGCGGAAGCUGGUCACCGACGACGACGUCGAGGACGUCCGCCGCGAGAUCCAGAUAAUGUACCACCUCGCCGGCCACCCCAACGUGAUCUCCAUCAGGGGCGCCUACGAGGACGCCGUCGCCGUGCACCUCGUCAUGGAGCUCUGCGCCGGCGGCGAGCUGUUCGACCGGAUCGUCCAGAAGGGGCACUACACCGAGCGGAAGGCGGCGGAGCUCGCCAGGGUCAUCGUCGGCGUCGUCGAGGUGUGCCACUCCAUGGGCGUGAUGCACCGUGAUCUCAAGCCCGAGAACUUCCUCUUCGCCGACCAGACGGAGGAGGCCGCUCUCAAGACCAUUGACUUUGGUCUCUCCAUUUUCUUUCGCCCAGGUCAAGUAUUCACUGAUGUUGUUGGUAGCCCUUACUAUGUCGCGCCAGAAGUUCUGAAAAAGAAAUAUGGUCAAGAGGCAGAUGUCUGGAGCGCUGGUGUGAUAAUUUACAUCUUGUUGUGUGGUGUGCCGCCAUUUUGGGCAGAGAACGAGCAGGGUAUAUUUGAAGAGGUUUUGCAUGGUAGACUUGACUUUCAGUCAGAACCAUGGCCUAGCAUCUCUGAAGGUGCCAAAGAUCUCGUAAGGAGAAUGCUUGUUAGGGACCCGAAGAAGAGAUUGACAGCUCAUGAAGUUUUAAGGCAUCCAUGGGUCCAGGUUGGUGGUUUGGCUCCUGACAAGCCCCUGGAUUCUGCUGUUCUAUCUCGUAUGAAGCAAUUCUCAGCUAUGAAUAAGCUGAAAAAGAUGGCUCUUAGGGUCAUUGCAGAGAACCUAUCUGAAGACGAAAUCGCCGGCCUGAAAGAAAUGUUCAAGAUGAUCGACACAGACAACAGUGGACAGAUCACCUUCGAAGAACUCAAGGUUGGUCUGAAAAAAGUCGGUGCUAACCUCCAAGAAUCCGAGAUCUACGCACUCAUGCAAGCCGCAGAUGUAGAUAACAGCGGCACGAUAGAUUACGGUGAGUUCAUCGCUGCAACUCUGCAUAUGAACAAGAUCGAGCGGGAGGAUCACCUGUUCGCGGCGUUCCAAUACUUCGACAAGGACGGCAGCGGCUACAUCACGGCCGAUGAGCUGCAGCUCGCCUGCGAGGAGUUCGGCUUGGGAGACGUUCAGCUCGAGGAGAUGAUCAGAGAAGUCGACGAAGACAACGAUGGUCGCAUAGAUUACAACGAGUUCGUGGCGAUGAUGCAGAAGCCGACGAUGGGGCUCCCGGCGAAGAAGUCCGGCGGGCUGCAGAACAGUUUCAGCAUCGGCUUCAGGGAGGCCUUGAGGAUGUCUUGAGAAACAGCCACUAGAGUCAGUCACACACUUGUAGAGGCGACGACAACGAGAUCGAUAUGUUGUCUUCCAUAGGGCUGGUAAUUUCGAAACGGGGAAAAAAAUGGCUGGAGGAGAUGUGCGUGUACGUACAGGCGUAGAGGGGGGUGGGUCACUCUUGGGUCAUUGGUUCGAUUGUUUUCUUCUGACGUUAAAAAUACAAGAGAGGUUUUUCGUUCCUCGCCGCCACCGUCGUUCAUGUGAUAAUCCUUGGCCCCCUCGAUCCCCUGCGCGCGAUGCCAUUCUGGUGCGUGAUUUCGCCGUGUGCUACCGUGUUUUCGGCGGGCGGAGCGGACGAACGCGCUGUACCGUCCAACCGCGCGGCGUGUGCUGCAAAGCGCGCAAUCGCUCGUAAUAAAACGGAGCUCCGAUCGCGAGGGCAAACGCCGUGUGGGGGACAAGGGCAGACACGUGAAAUGAAGCCGUUUUUUGUCCUUCCUGGGUUAUUACUUCCACUUCUUUCUCCCAGCGGAGCGGCACGUUGGUUUCGGAGGCCGUGGCACUGUCGCUUUGCCCAUCAAUCCGCCCGCCCACGGGCGCAGAUGCAGAGAUACUACUGGACUGCUACGACUAGUACCCGUUGCGCUGCACGUCCUGCCGGGACCACCACCAGACUCUGACCUUCUGCACGUUGUAGUAGUGUUUAGCGUUUACUGUAACUCUCUGAAGAUGAAUCUACCACUACAAGGCGAUCACCUGAUGCAGUGGUGGGCAAGUUAUGCUUCCUUGCUAGUACAGUAUUAUAGCAACCUGCAACCUCA
Oryza sativa Japonica Group (Japanese rice) is the source of this 6624-nucleotide messenger RNA. The record is from RefSeq and is a predicted model, not a curated record. NCBI's taxonomy places the organism in Eukaryota, Viridiplantae, Streptophyta, Magnoliopsida, Poales, Poaceae.